CGUCUUGUUAAAUACCACGCCCAAUAGGCGGGGACUAAACAAAAUGACUUCUUAUUUUGUGAUUGUUGGUCAUCAGGAUAAUCCUAUCUUUGAACUGGAUCUGUCUAGAACACAGGACAGUGGAGGAGCAAAUGAAAGCAGGCGUCAUUUGAAUCAGUUUGUAGCUCAUGCAUCUCUUGACCUGGUGGAUGAGGCCAAAUGGCAGAGUGGAGCAUUAUACUUGAAGACAGUGGAUAGAUUUAACGAGCUCAUCGUGACUGCUUUUGUAACUGCAAGUCAGAUGAGAUUUCUGUUAGUUCACGAUAGCUCUGUUAGAGGCCAGGAGUCCAUUAGAGCAUUCUUUAAUGAUGUUUACGAACUUUUUAUUAAAGCUAUUCUCAAUCCAUUUUAUGUUCCCAAUACUUACAUUGUGAGCAAUAACUUUAAAAAGAAAGUUCAAAUUGUAGCUAAGAAGCAUGGUGUUGCUCUUUAAUCAUUAUACCAUUUUUAUUGUAAGAAUAUUAUUUUUAAGAAUUAAA
Molecule: messenger RNA, 518 nt
Organism: Amphimedon queenslandica
Lineage: Eukaryota; Metazoa; Porifera; Demospongiae; Haplosclerida; Niphatidae
Product: trafficking protein particle complex subunit 2-like
Exons: 5
Coding region: 44-472 (142 amino acids)
Biological process (GO): endoplasmic reticulum to Golgi vesicle-mediated transport
Source: RefSeq, a predicted model, not a curated record